UCAUCCUCAGCCCCGUUCGGCUCGGAUCAGGACAGCUCAGUGUUGCCUUUGGCUCUGCUGGCGAACACACACUGAUGGACUACCUGUGAAGAGCCGCUAAACUCUCAGACCAAAGGAAUACUCGGCAAGUCACAAACAAUCUUCAGAGUCCCUGUGGUCAUCCGAGCACUGAUGGAUCCAAACUGCUUCACCCGGCUGCUGGUCCUGUGCGCCCUCAACAAGCUGCUCGUGGCAGCGAGCCCCGAAGACGUCCACCAGGACCAUCUGAACCAUCGGGGUGAACACAAGGUGACGCGGAACCAAAUCGCCACGGCCCAGUAUGAAUGUUUCCAGAGGAUUAUGAGAGAAUCUCAGCGUGAGGGCAAAACAAUAGGAGGGUCGGUGUGUAACACAACGUGGGACGGGUGGCUGUGCUGGUACGAGACCGAGCCCGGACCAAUAGAGCAGAGCUGUCCGGACUACUACAAUGACUUUGAUCCUCAUGCGAUGGCGUCCAAAGUGUGCUCAGAGACCGGCGAGUGGGGACGCCACCCGACGAGCAAAAGGACGUGGACAAACUUCACAAACUGCCAAGACAACUCAAUACAUCACGGGACGGAUGCAAUGACUCACUUCUACCUGGUCAUGAUUGGUCACGGCCUGUCGCUGGUGUCGCUGUUCAUAUCGUUAGGAAUAUUCUUCCAUUUUAAGAGUCUGAGCUGCCAGCGGAUAACGCUGCACAAGAACCUCUUCCUCUCCUUCGUGCUGAACUCCAUCAUCACCGUGGUCUGGCUCACGACGGUGGUGAAGAAACAGGGACACACCAACAGCGACUCUGCGAGCUGCAAGCUGCUCAUGUUCGUCCACCUGUACCUGCUGAGCUGCAACUACUUCUGGAUGCUGUGCGAGGGCAUCUACCUGCACACGCUGAUUGUUGUGGCGGUGUUUGCAGAAAAACAGCACCUCAUGUGGUAUUACCUGCUGGGCUGGGGUUUCCCAAUGGUGCCGGCGGUGAUACAUUCAGUAGCACGUCAGUGCUACUACAACGACAAAUGUUGGGUCAGCUCGGAUACUUCCUUGCUGUACAUUAUCCACGGACCCAUCUGCGCUGCAUUGGUGGUGAAUCUUUUCUUCCUGCUGAACAUCAUCCGGGUUCUCAUCACCAAGCUGAGGGUGACGCACCAGGCCGAGUCCAGCCUGUACAUGAGGGCGGUGAGGGCCACCCUCAUCCUCAUCCCCUUGCUCGGCAUCCAGUUUGUCCUGCUCCCCUACAAGCCCCAGAAUCACUGGGUGGUUGAGAUCUACCAGUACAUCAUGGAAAUCCUCAUGCACUACCAGGGCCUCCUGGUUUCUACGAUAUUCUGCUUCUUCAACGGGGAGGUCCAGAGUGUCCUGCGGAGACACUGGAACCAGCAGCGGAUGCAGUUCGCCGGCACGUUCGCCAACGCCGGCUUCCUCCGCUCGGCCUCCUUCGUGGCGACGUCGCUCACAGAGGUCCACCGCUGCUACAGCAUCGAGAGCCACAGCGAGCACAUGAACGGGAAGAGCUACCCGGACAUAUUCGGGUCGGACAGCCCGUUCGUGUGAAGGCGGCGCGUCCGGCUCACUGUUUCUUUCGACUUUUUCCCCCCCGAGAAAGUUCCGAAGAUCCACGUGCACCAGUUUGCAGCAACUGAGGACAAACUUUUCACUUUCACACAAACUUUUUAUCAUAAAUAUUCAGCAUUAUUUACAUCCCACCGAGGGAAAGGACACAGAGACGAUGUGAAGAGGAGCCUGACUCAACUGGCCUCCAAGCAUCAACACGAGGAACAAAAUGCUUUUUGCAUCACGUGGAAUAAACUUGAACAAGAAGCUGUUGUGUCGAGCUGACUUUCAACAAGAGACAUUUUCUCUCUGAGCAUUUGGAGGAGAUCGAUGCCAGUUAGAAACGGGUGACCUUGCUGAACUAUUUCACCAAAUCUAACCUUUCCUUGCAAACAUCGACGGCGGCUGUGAGUUGUGAGCUGCACAGCGGAGAAGGAGUUGGUCUUUCUGACGCGUUCAAGAAGAUAACGUUACAAAAAGAGCAAGAUUCUUGUUGUUCGUGCUAUAAAACACUAGAAAAGUAUAUAAAGGUGUAAACACUGAAGACAUAAAUACGCAGCUUGCUUCGCUAAAACUCCUGUUGUGACAUUUUGUUUAAAGGCUUGCCACGCUGAAAGAUUUAAAUGAAGUUGAAAACAAUAAAGAGGAGCUGACAUUGUGUCAAAGCUGCAGUCGCUGCUCCAUACGGAUCCUUAUUGCCUCACAGCACGUGUGUUUUUAUGCGGUAAAGAUGAUGAAAUGUGUGUGUCUGAAAUAAGUAUUUCAUGCAGCCUUUAGCGUUUUAACUUUGUAUAUUUGUCCGGUCCUCUAACACAACGUGUCAUAUUACCUUUGUUAAAGAAACAGAAACCGUGGCUAGUUUUUAAUUGUUGAAAGUCAUUAGAGGUUAAUCGCUUUUUGGAUGAGCAAACAAGAAACUGAGUCCUUCACUGAUAAAGAUAAAAGUCUGUUACCUUCAGUUUGAAAUAAAAGUUGGAGAGCUGCUGGUUUCAGCCUUCCAGAACAGGAAAUACAUGAAUUACUGAGGAGUUAGAUGAGAGGAAUGAAAUGUAUUUUAUAACCUGAGUCUCCAGGAGACGGUUUGCUCAGCUUAACACAAAGACUUGAAAAAGUAUUCGCUUCAGAAAUGUCAAACUAUUCCUUUAAUGUGCAGCUGUCAACUCUUCAUGACGACUUGUUGAAAUGUUCAUAACUGCUGCAAUCACAGAAUGUAUGCAUGCUAUUCAUAAUGCUGUAUGUGAACUAUAAUAAUAUACGAGUGAUGAUUUCCACGUGUUCUUAUAAAUAUCUAAGUCAAGUCCUGCAGAUAGAUCAAUACAAAAUAUAGAUGUGUGCGUGUGUGUGUGUGGUUGUGUUUUCUCAUUACACAAUAUCACGUUAGUCAAGGUCUGAAUCUCAUUUUGUUAAUAAAUCCUUGUUAGUAAAAGAAACCAUUUUUUUUGUAAAUAUGUGUUUUAAACUGAGGUUCAGAAAAAGA
Molecule: messenger RNA, 3043 nt
Organism: Gasterosteus aculeatus aculeatus (three-spined stickleback)
Lineage: Eukaryota; Metazoa; Chordata; Actinopteri; Perciformes; Gasterosteidae
Product: calcitonin gene-related peptide type 1 receptor
Biological process (GO): angiogenesis; cell surface receptor signaling pathway; adenylate cyclase-activating G protein-coupled receptor signaling pathway
Cellular component (GO): plasma membrane
Molecular function (GO): calcitonin receptor activity; calcitonin gene-related peptide receptor activity; adrenomedullin receptor activity
Source: RefSeq, a predicted model, not a curated record